CCAAUGAGCACACUCUCGGGGAGCGGCGAGGUCAAGAUGGCUUCCUGCACCUGGUGACGGUUGAGGAAAUUGAAUUUGGUAUCAUGGAGAAGUCGCAGAGCACAGAGGAGACACCAUCCUCAGAGCCAAUGGAAGAGGAGGAGGAGGAAGAUGACUUAGAACUCUUUGGGGGCUAUGACAGCUUCCGGAGUUACAACAGCAGUGCAGGCAGUGAGAGCAGCUCCUACCUGGAGGAAUCAAGUGAGGCGGAGACCGAGGACCGGGAAGCAGGGGAGCUGCCCACCUCACCUCUUCACCUGCUCAGCCCAGCGAACAGCCGCUCUGUGGACGGGAGUGGUUCUGAGCCAGCUGUCUGUGAGAUGUGUGGUAUUGUGGGCACAAGAGAAGCUUUCUUCUCAAAGACCAAGAGGUUCUGCAGCGUCUCCUGUUCCAGGAGCUACUCCUCCAACUCCAAGAAAGCCAGUAUCUUGGCUAGACUGCAGGGAAAGCCACCCACCAAGAAAGCCAAAGUCCUGCACAAGGCAGCCUGGUCUGCCAAAAUCGGAGCCUUCCUCCAUGCCCAGGGGACAGGGCAGCUGGCAGAUGGGACACCCACAGGACAAGAUGCUCUGGUCUUAGGGUUCGACUGGGGGAAGUUCCUGAAGGAUCACAGUUACAAGGCUGCUCCUGUCGGCUGCUUUAAACACGUGCCCCUCUAUGACCAAUGGGAAGACGUCAUGAAGGGGAUGAAGGUAGAAGUCCUCAACAGUGACGCCGUGCUCCCCAGCCGUGUGUACUGGAUCGCCACUGUCAUCCAGGCAGCUGGGUACCGAGUGCUGCUCCGAUAUGAAGGCUUUGAAAAUGAUGCCAGUCAUGACUUCUGGUGCAACCUGGGGACUGUGGACGUCCACCCUAUUGGGUGGUGUGCCAUCAACAGCAAGAUCCUGGUGCCCCCACGGAGUGAGUCCAUGACCAUCCAUGCCAAGUUUACUGACUGGAAGAGCUACCUCAUGAAGCGGUUGGUGGGUUCCAGAACACUUCCUGCAGAUUUCCAUAUCAAGAUGGUGGAAAGCAUGAAGUACCCUUUUCGACAGGGCAUGCGCUUAGAGGUUGUAGACAAGACCCAGGUGUCACGGACCCGCAUGGCUGUGGUGGACACAGUAAUUGGGGGUCGCCUACGGCUCCUCUAUGAGGAUGGUGACAGUGAUGACGACUUCUGGUGCCAUAUGUGGAGCCCCCUGAUCCACCCAGUGGGUUGGUCACGGCGUGUUGGCCAUGGCAUCAAGAUGUCAGACAGACGAUGUGACAUGUCUCACCACCCUACCUUCCGGAAAAUCUACUGUGAUGCCGUCCCUUACCUCUUCAAGAAGGUUCGAGCUGUCUACACAGAAGGUGGCUGGUUUGAGGAAGGAAUGAAACUAGAGGCCAUUGACCCUCUGAAUCUGGGCAAUAUCUGUGUAGCAACCAUCUGCAAGGUUCUCUUGGAUGGUUACCUGAUGAUUUGUGUGGAUGGGGGGCCCUCCACAGAUGGCUCAGAUUGGUUCUGCUACCAUGCCUCCUCCCAUGCCAUCUUCCCAGCCACCUUCUGCCAAAAGAAUGAUAUUGAGCUCACACCCCCAAAAGGGUAUGAGACACAGCCUUUUGACUGGGAGACCUACUUAGAGAAGACCAAAUCAAAAGCAGCUCCGGCAAGACUCUUUAACAUGGACUGCCCCAACCAUGGCUUCAAGGUGGGCAUGAAGCUGGAGGCUGUGGACUUGAUGGAGCCCCGGCUCAUCUGUGUGGCCACCGUGAGGCGAGUGGUACAUCGGCUCCUUAGCAUUCAUUUCGAUGGCUGGGACAGCGAGUAUGAUCAGUGGGUGGACUGCGAAUCCCCGGACAUCUACCCUGUCGGCUGGUGUGAACUCACUGGCUAUCAGCUCCAGCCACCUGUGUCCGCAGAACCAAACACACCUCAGAAAGGCAAAGACGCCACAAAGAAGAAGAAGAAACAGUUUGGGAAGAAAAGGAAAAGAAUCCCAUCAGCCAAGACUCGGCCCCUCAGACAGGGCUCCAAGAAACCCUUACUGGAGGAGAACCUUGAGGCUUUAGGGGUCUCGGAACCAGUUCCUGAUGACAUUAUCGCUGUGUGUGUGAAGGAGGAGCACCAGGACAUCUCCUCACCUGACAGGUCACCCAGUCCACAGCUGCCUCUCCCCAUUGAGAGCAUCAAGCAGGAGAGGGACAACUGAGACUCCCUUGGCAUCAGCUGGACCCCUACCUGAAGCCAAGCCUGUCACAGAGCAGAGAGGAGGCCCGGCUUGACUGCUACGGCAGCGAAUGGACAGCCUGGUCUUCCAGGGCCGCCUCUGCCCACUGGCCAGGCCUAUUGACUGGUCAG
This is a messenger RNA of Apodemus sylvaticus (European woodmouse), 2359 nucleotides long. It is a transcript of the gene L3mbtl2, whose product is annotated as L3MBTL histone methyl-lysine binding protein 2. Gene Ontology annotation, cellular component: nucleus. Gene Ontology annotation, molecular function: zinc ion binding. The transcript is spliced from 17 exons. The record is from RefSeq and is a predicted model, not a curated record. Gene Ontology annotation, biological process: regulation of DNA-templated transcription. NCBI's taxonomy places the organism in Eukaryota, Metazoa, Chordata, Mammalia, Rodentia, Muridae. The coding region runs from base 84 to 2210 and encodes 708 amino acids.